UUCACGGGACUGAUGAAAGCAUCCCCUCUGUGGUUGGGCGCCAAUGUCCCCAUCAAUGACGAAGGCAGCAAGUGGGCUGACGGAGCCUCGGUCACUUACGGCCGCUCGACUUCAGGUACCCCCGAUGGAAAUUGUCUUUCCUUCCUCACUGGCAACGGCAACUGGCACUACGACUCGUGCAACAAGAAGAGUGGUUACGUCUGCAAGAAAAGAGGAAAUGUAAACCCUACACCGGCUCCUGACCCCAGCAAGUGUGCUCCCGGGUGGGUCGACCACGGCACCAACUGCUACAAGAAGGAGGUGGUGACGCCCAACGGUUGGCUGGGGGCCUGGCACCACUGCGUCCGGAUGGGCGGCAACCUGCUCUCCAUCACCACCUCGGACGAGGAGGAGUUUGUGAAGGUCACCGUGGGCAAGGACACCCCUUUCUGGCUGGGACUCUCCAACCAGAAAUGCGACAAGGUCUGGUGUCGCUUUGAAGGCGGGAGCCAGAAGCUGACCUGGUCCGAUAACGAGACAAUGACUCACACCAACUGGGCCGCAAAUCACCUCGAAAGCGCCGACGUUGCGUCCUGCGCCUACGUCAACCAAGGGGGAAUGGGUGAGCCCGGCAAGUGGCGGUCUGGCUCCUGUCGUUCCUCGUUGGCCUACAUGUGCAAACGGCCGCUGAGCUGCCCGAAGUGUUCGCUCAAAAGUGGUCCUGCUGUAGUGACGACCUCCGACUGCCACGACAACACCUUCCGCUAUGGCGAUUAUUGUUAUCGUUACGAGAAGACGCUUAAAACCUUUGACGAUGCUGAGAAGUUCUGUCUUUCCCGGGGAGGCCACCUGGCUAGCGUCCACUCCAAGAAAGAGGCCCAAUUUGUGUAUGAUCACUCGCGGACCUCACAAUCUCCUUUCGUGGGACUCAAGACGACGGGCGACGACUACAAGUGGAGUGACGCAACAACUUACAACUACGACGCUUGGCAGGAUGACACCACGGGGGACUGCGCGUCCCCAAAUUCUGUUGGGGAGUUGAGUGCCAGCCCCUGCAACACGCAGCGGCCAUUUGUCUGCAAAAGAGCCAAGCGUGGAGGGCCUCAACAGCUGCCACCAUCAAUCGGCCAACUACGCUGGACUGAGAAAUGCGGCUGGUGGCUGGACGACCCCACCAACGACUUCUGCUACCUGAUGAUCCGCCAGCCCACCAAGACAUGGCAGGAGGCGCAAGCUGACUGCAAAGGCCGCCAAGGGAACCUGCUCAGCAUCGCCGACUCGCUCGAGCAGCGCUUCGUACACGGUAUCGCCAAGGUUCUGAUGGGUGAUGCCUCCCUGUGGUUGGGCGCCAGCGCCUCCAUCGAGCAUGACGGCGGCAAGUGGGCUGACGGAGCCCCCUUCUCUUACCUCCACUCAAGUGCAGGUGUCACUCAAGGGGGGAAAUGUCUUUUCUUGCUCACUGGCAGCGGCGACUGGAAGCGUGACGAGUGCGACAACAAGAAAGGCUACAUCUGCAAGAAAAGAGGAAAAGGAAAGACACAUCAGCUGCCGCCACACGACGGCUACAAGGAGGAACUUUUCUGCCUUGACGAUUUGAAAGCCCUCGAAUGUCCCGAUGAAAGAGUCAUCCGCAUACGGUCGGCUUUCCAUGGACGGGAGCGUGGCGACGUCUGUCCGAGUGGCGGCAGCGGAUCACGCGAUGACUGCAGGGUGGAAGGGGCUCUCCGUCACUUCAGAGGAUUGUGUGACAACCAUCAGAGUUGCCCCAUUUACCCCAUUCACCUUACGGAUACGGACUCCUGCCCUGGUGUCUCCAAAUACCUCCGCGUCGUCUACAGCUGUGAGGAGAAAGUGUGUCUUGAUAGUCUGGGCAUCGCGGACGGGAGAAUCCCAGACGACUCUCUUUCAGCCUCUUCCUCUGCGAUCAAUGCCGAACCUCACAAAGCCCGUCUGGGGGGCAGCGGUUGCUGGAAGCCGUCCAAAAUGCUGGGCAGCUGGAUCCAGGUGAACCUUGGUCAGAACUUCAAGGUCACGGGCAUUGUGACCCAGAAGUGUACAUACCAAGGGCAAAGUUCCAGCGUAUUUUCCAUGCAGUUCAGUAUUGACGGAGCGACUUGGUAUCACCACCCUAAGCAGCCUUCUGUGGGGACGUAUAUUCUAACCAGGCCCAUCUUCGCCAAGUACGUCCGCCUCAUGCCGAUGUUCAAGGGCCUACGCUUUGACGUCUUGGGGUGCACGUCUGACGACACCGCUCUCAAGAUCUUAUGCAGCAGCACAGCCGCCAAACUCGCCCUCGACGGUUCAAUGACGGUCCGGUGCCCACCGGGCUGCGCCAAAGCCGACUACAAGGUCUACGGAACACGGCUCUACGAACCGGACUCGAACAUCUGCGCGGCCGCUAUUCACUCGGGAGUCAUUGAGAACCAGAUCGGAGGAGAUGUGACUUUGCUGAAGGAAGAGCCACAGACAGCCUACAACAGCUCCACCUGUAACGGAAUCAACUCGAAAGUAUAUGUUGACGAAUUGGCUCCGUCUCCGUCUUACACUUUUGCUGACACGGAGCCGAGAUGCUUGGGACCUGACUGGGAGGAGUUUGCGGACUUCUGUUACAAACGUUCUAAUGAUACAAAGAAGUGGUACGACGCUCGACACUUCUGCAGGAGUCUCGAUGCCGAGCUGGUGUCUAUCCUCUCCGAGGCUGAGUCGGAUUGGCUGCAGGACCUAUUGAAGUCUGCCCCCGGAGACACGUGGACCGGACUGAAAGACCUGGGCGAUCGCGGCAGAUUCGUGUGGUCGGACCGUCGGAAGGUGACCUUCACCAACUGGGCUCCGGGAAAACCUACCGCCCUGAUGGAGAAUUGCGUGGCCACCUUGAGCGAGUCUGGCAAAUGGAAGAUGAUGUCCUGCAUGCAACUCAACGGCUACGUGUGUAAGAUGCCCACACUCUCCCUGGAGGCGGCAAGGGAGUAUAACAGGACUUCUUGACCCCUCGCUUCCAUGGCGACCAGACAACAAACACCCGGAGCGUCAACACGUCCCCCAGAGUCAAUCAGCACGCGCACACACCCAUCCCGUAAAAGCUGCCCUGAUGUGUGAAUAGUUUGUUAAAUGGAAUGAAAACAUACGGAGACAAUGUUAGUUAUUUUUAGUGCGUGUCAACUCGAUAAUAAAACAAACCAGGUUGUAUUAA
This is a messenger RNA of Syngnathus typhle (broad-nosed pipefish), 3169 nucleotides long. RefSeq names its product macrophage mannose receptor 1-like. Lineage: Eukaryota; Metazoa; Chordata; Actinopteri; Syngnathiformes; Syngnathidae. The record is from RefSeq and is a predicted model, not a curated record. Gene Ontology annotation, molecular function: signaling receptor activity; carbohydrate binding. Bases 13 to 2964 code for a protein of 983 amino acids. The transcript has 28 exons.